GUUCAGCGUGCUCUGUCUACUCAGGUGUCCAUAAGCUCAUUAUUAAUUAUUAAACUCCUUGCCUGACUGAAGGGACAAAUCAGUUCGGACAUGUUGUGAUGGAUGAGCUCAGAAAUGGGAAUGAGGAAACAAACAACACAGGGCGGUCGUUGUAUGGAGUAUAUCCCUACAAGUCCAGCAUGAUUGGCCUAGAGAACCUGGGAGAUCCGUCGGAUAACUGGGACAUUGUGGAGACCAUCGGGAAAGGAACGUAUGGCAAAGUCUACAGGGUGACCAGCAAGAAGGAUGGAAGUCAGGCGGCAGUCAAAGUGCUGGACCCCAUCAACCAUUCAGGCCACACCAACAGAGACGUGGAUGAAGAGAUCGAGGCAGAAUACAACAUCCUGAGGUCUCUGUCCAACCACCCCAAUGUGGUGAAGUUUUACGGCAUGUUUUACAAAAAGGAGAAUUUAUCGGGUGGACAACUCUGGCUGGUACUGGAGCUCUGCAAUGGUGGUUCGGUCACGGAACUCAUCAAAGGGCUACUGAUGAGAGGCCAACGACUGCAGGAGCCCGUUAUAGCAUACAUCUUAUACAGCGCCCUCCUGGGCCUUCAGCAUCUGCACAACAACCGGAUUAUCCAUCGUGAUGUCAAAGGCAAUAACAUCCUCUUGACGACAGAGGGAGGAGUCAAACUGGUUGACUUUGGGGUAUCAGCACAACUGACCAGCGCCCGAUUGCGGAGGAACACAUCUGUCGGGACCCCAUUUUGGAUGGCUCCUGAGGUGAUCGCCUGUGAACAGCAGUAUGACUACUCGUAUGACGCCCGCUGUGACGUGUGGUCGCUGGGGAUCACCGCCAUCGAGCUCGCGGAUGGAGACCCCCCAUUGGCUGAGAUGCACCCAGUGAAAGCCCUCUUCAAGAUCCCACGAAAUCCCUCCCCUACGUUGCAAAAUCCGGACCAGUGGUGCAGAGGUUUCAGCCAUUUCAUCGGCCAGUGUCUGAUAAAGGAUUUUGAGGCACGUCCAUCAGUGACUCACCUCCUGGAGCAUCCCUUCAUCAAGCAGGCCCACGGGAAAGAUGUGGCCCUUCGACAGCAGUUGGCGGCUCUAAUCAAAGAGCAGCAAGAACUGGGAUGUGCAGCCAAAACCAAGCACGAACGGAUCAAUACUCGUAAAACCCUCACCAUAGAGAGCAGUCCCGACGAUGAUCUGGUCAACCUGGAGUUCUUAGACGAGGAGAUCAUUAUUGCCCAUCUCCACAAGAGGUAUGGCGAGCUGCAGGUGUACACGUACGUGGGUGACAUCCUCAUCGCGCUCAAUCCUUUCCAGAACCUCAGCAUCUACUCUCCUCAGUUUUCAAAGCUGUACCAUGGCGUGAAGCGGGCCGACAAUCCUCCACACAUCUUUGCAACAGCCGACGCAGCCUACCAAAGCAUGGUGACUUUCUGCAAAGAUCAGUGUAUCAUCAUCAGUGGGGAGAGUGGUGCUGGGAAAACAGAGAGCGCUCAUUUAAUUGUUCAGCAUCUCACCUUCUUAGGAAAGGCCAACAAUCGGACUUUACGAGAGAAGAUCCUGCAGGUGAAUCCUCUUGUGGAGGCCUUCGGGAACGCUUGCACGGCCAUCAACGACAACUCGAGCCGCUUCGGAAAGUACCUGGAGAUGAAGUUCACGCCCACCGGAGCGGUCAUUGGCGCCAAAAUAUCCGAAUACCUGCUGGAGAAGUCAAGGGUCAUCAAACAGGCCAUGGGGGAGAAAAACUUCCACGUCUUUUAUUACAUAUAUGCUGGCCUUUACCACCAAGAUAAGCUGAAGGCUUACAGGUUGCCAGAAAGGACAGCUCCAAGGUAUAUUGACAAUCAACAAUGCAAAGUGAUGCAGGACAUUGUCUCCAGCAAACUGUACAAGGAGCAGUUUGAAGUCAUCCAGGAAUGCUUCCGGAACAUCGGCUUUACCGAAGAGGAAGUCAACUCUGUCUACAGGAUUCUCUCAGCCAUAAUGAACACUGGCAACAUAGAAUUUACCGCCAUCACGUCCCAACACCAAACCGACAAGAGUGAGGUGCCUAAUUCAGAAGCCUUGGAGAAUGCUGCUUCCCUGCUCAGCAUCGGUCCCGAGGAGCUCCAGGAGGCGCUGACCUCCCAGUGCGUGGUCACCAGGGGCGAGACCAUCAUCCGCACCAACACGGUGGACAAAGCUGCCGACGUGCGGGACGCCAUGUCCAAGGCCUUGUACGGCCGCCUGUUCAGCUGGAUCGUGCACCGCAUUAACACUUUGCUGCAGCCCGACAUGAACAUCUGCGCCGCAGAGAGCGGCAUGAAUGUGGGAAUCCUGGACAUCUUUGGCUUCGAAAACUUCAAGAAGAACUCCUUUGAGCAAUUGUGCAUCAACAUUGCGAAUGAACAGAUCCAGUUUUACUUCAACCAGCAUAUAUUUGCUCUGGAACAGAUGGAGUACCAGAGCGAGGGAGUGGAUGCCAGCCUGGUGGAGUACGAGGACAACAGGCCCAUCUUGGACAUGUUCCUGCAGAAGCCCAUGGGUCUGCUGUCCCUGCUGGACGAGGAGAGCCGCUUCCCACAGGCCACCGACCACACGUUAGUGGAUAAAUUUGAGGACAAUCUGCGCUGCAAGUACUUUUGGAUACCAAAACGUGUCGAACUUUCUUUUGGAAUUCUGCAUUUUGCUGGAAAGGUGAUGUACAGCGUGAAUGGAUUCCUGGAGAAAAACCGAGACACUCUCCCCGCAGACAUCGUGGUGGUGCUGAGAACGUCGGAGAACAAACUUCUGCAGCAACUCUUUUCCAGCCCCUUGACUAAAAUAGGGAAUCUGGCCACGGCCCGAGCCCGAGUGAACGCCGCCUCUCGAUCUCUGCCGCCGCAGCUCCGUUCCGGACACGCCAAGUCUCCCAAAUACCUCUUGAAGGUUGACACCAUGGAGAUGAUGCGUCACCCAGACGAAACCACCAACAUGAGGAGACAGACCGUGGCCUCCUAUUUCCGUUACUCGUUGAUGGACUUGUUGUCAAAGAUGGUGGUGGGUCAGCCGCACUUUGUGCGCUGCAUCAAGCCCAACGACGACAGGCGGGCGCUGUGCUUCUGCAAGGAGAGAGUGAUGGUGCAAUUGCGCUACACGGGCAUCCUGGAGACGGUCAACAUCCGCCGCCAAGGAUACUCGCACCGCAUCCCCUUUGCAGAGUUUGUCACCAGAUACUACUACCUUGCAUUCCGGGCUCACCAGAUGCCAGAAACCAGCAAAAAAAAUGCCGCCACCAUACUGGAGCGAGCCAAACUGGAAGACUGGGUGCUUGGAAGGACAAAGGUUUUUCUGAAGUACUACCAUGUGGAGCAGCUGAACUUGCUGCUGCGGGAAGUGAUCGCUCGGGUGGUGGUGAUGCAAGCCUACACCAAAGGCUGGCUGGGGGCACGACGUUACAGAAGGGGCAAGCAGAAAAGGAACAACUGUGCCACCCUCAUCCAGUCAGCCUGGAGGGGCUUCGUCGCGCGGCAGAACCUCAAGAAAAUUAAGAAGGAGCGGGAAGAGGCAGCAGUCCGUAUCCAGUCAGUUUACAGGGGCCAUCGAGUGCGUCUGGACUGUGGACCUCAGAGGCACACAUGUAAGCCCGAGUCUGGCGGGACGACCACCAAGGACGAUCAUAUGGGGUCUCAGAGCCCGAAGGGCCUACAAAAGGCAAAUGUCGGCUCCGACAGCCGAGACAGACACGUGAAAGACUCAAAGAGAGACAAAGACGGUGCGACGAAGCCUCGCAGGGAGACAGGCAGGCUGCGAGACUUACAGUGUAAACAAGGUCCAGUGAUGAAGCUCCAGCAGAGGACUCCUCGCCGGCGGGGCCAGCAGCCCAAGCUGCUUAACAGCCCCGAAGACAGCCUGUACUACAACCAGCUAAAUAGAACUCUGGAUUACCAGGGGAGCAAGAGGAAGCCCAGAAAACUUGGUCAAAUCAAAGUGCUGGACAGAGAGGAUGAGUACUACAAAUUACUGUCAAUGGAGGAGUCGAUCCCCGAAGAAGAGUACGAGAGCCCUGCCCCCGCCCGCCUGUUCUAGCCAGAGAUGAGCCUUAACAUCAUGUCAGCCGAUUGCCUUCUUCACCAGCAAAGUCGACCAGAAACCAAAAAGCGUCAACACACUACAUCGAUUGCACAUUUGUAUUUAUUUAUGUCGAAUUGAUGUUUUAUAUGGCACACAUAA
This is a messenger RNA of Phycodurus eques (leafy seadragon), 4184 nucleotides long. RefSeq names its product myosin IIIB (gene myo3b). Gene Ontology annotation, cellular component: myosin complex. Gene Ontology annotation, biological process: protein phosphorylation. The record is from RefSeq and is a predicted model, not a curated record. Gene Ontology annotation, molecular function: protein binding; protein kinase activity; cytoskeletal motor activity. Bases 99 to 4040 code for a protein of 1313 amino acids. The transcript is spliced from 38 exons. NCBI's taxonomy places the organism in Eukaryota, Metazoa, Chordata, Actinopteri, Syngnathiformes, Syngnathidae.